This is a messenger RNA of Penicillium cataractarum, 732 nucleotides long. RefSeq names its product Ras small monomeric GTPase RasB (gene rasB). Gene Ontology annotation, cellular component: plasma membrane. Gene Ontology annotation, biological process: signal transduction. Gene Ontology annotation, molecular function: GTP binding; GTPase activity; GDP binding. The record is from RefSeq and is a predicted model, not a curated record. NCBI's taxonomy places the organism in Eukaryota, Fungi, Ascomycota, Eurotiomycetes, Eurotiales, Aspergillaceae. The transcript is spliced from 2 exons. Bases 1 to 732 code for a protein of 243 amino acids.
AUGUCGGGGAAAAUGACAUUGUACAAGUUGGUGGUGCUAGGAGAUGGAGGUGUGGGCAAGACGGCCCUGACAAUCCAGCUAUGUCUUAACCACUUCGUCGAGACCUACGAUCCUACCAUCGAAGACUCCUACCGCAAACAAGUCGUCAUCGAUCAACAGUCAUGCAUGCUCGAGGUGCUGGACACGGCGGGCCAGGAAGAAUACACGGCACUCCGCGACCAGUGGAUUCGAGAUGGUGAGGGCUUUGUCCUAGUCUACAGCAUCACGUCGCGCGCCUCCUUCUCGCGCAUCACCAAGUUUUACAACCAAAUCAAGAUGGUCAAGGAGUCUGCCAGCUCCGGAUCUCCCUCCGGCCCUAGCUAUCUAGGCUCACCUAUGAGCCACACAUCCGGUGGCCCGCCCUUGCCCGUGCCCGUCAUGCUGGUCGGUAAUAAGAGCGACAAGGCCGUGGAGCGCGCCGUUUCCGCACAGGAGGGCCAGGCCCUGGCUAAGGAAUUGGGCUGCGACUUUGUCGAGGCCUCUGCUAAGAACUGCAUCAACGUUGAGAAGGCUUUCUACGACGUCGUCCGCAUGCUGCGCCAACAGCGCCAAAACACACAGAAUGCCAAGGGCCGCGGUGGCGGUGCCCAGGGCUUCUCGGGUCACCGAGAUCGCGAUGCUGGCCCCGAAUAUCCCAAGUCUUUCCGUCCCGAUCGGCGACAUCGCAGUCGCCUCAAUUGUGUUCUUUUGUGA